Molecule: messenger RNA, 279 nt
Organism: Cooperia oncophora
Lineage: Eukaryota; Metazoa; Nematoda; Chromadorea; Rhabditida; Trichostrongylidae
Source: the annotation of a GenBank genome assembly
UUGAUAUUUCCUUUCCAGGUCCGUUUGGUGGUCAGCGCGGAAACAACAUUAGACAAACUUUUUCAACUGAAUGUUGAUACUGAAGAAGGGAAUGGGCUUAGUGAUCUACAAAGAGUGGUAAUGGACGAAUUGAGCCAAGAUGACCCCAGUGUUGACGUGCGGGCUAACGUGUUUUCUGGGGAAGAAGAACUCUUUGCCUACGAUAGGACAGUGUCGAGGCUUUACGAGAUGCAAAGCUCUCACUACUGGAACGCGAGGAAGCCCAGCAGCACAUCAUAG